Messenger RNA from Ochlerotatus camptorhynchus, 2758 nucleotides. RefSeq names its product Mahogunin ring finger 1 (gene Mrgn1). The transcript is spliced from 5 exons. The coding region runs from base 346 to 2391 and encodes 681 amino acids. The record is from RefSeq and is a predicted model, not a curated record. Gene Ontology annotation, molecular function: ubiquitin protein ligase activity. Gene Ontology annotation, cellular component: cytoplasm. NCBI's taxonomy places the organism in Eukaryota, Metazoa, Arthropoda, Insecta, Diptera, Culicidae. Gene Ontology annotation, biological process: protein ubiquitination.
GCUGCCUGUGGUGAACAACGCUGAGCUGGCUAUCUCGACGAAGGCACACAGAGAGAUAGGGGACGACGGGAGUGUAGCAGUGUAUGAUAUUUUCUUUCUCUAAUUGUGUCAAAUGGGCAACUUUUACCUAUACAUAAUGUCGAAGUGAAAAAAUUUCGUUCAUGCCCUGUGUGCAGAGGAAAAACAGGUUCUACACAGUAUCCCGUUCGUAAUAGUUUCUAGCUAGUUUUUCGCGCUGCCUAGUCCGGACUUGGGUGGAGCAGUGAGAUUCGACGGAAAUUCUUCGUCUGCUCUAGGUUUCCCGAAGAGUGGCAGUAAUCCCCAGCAGUGAAAAGCAAAAACAGUAUGGGUGCACUAGCCAGCAGACAGAAUGCAGCCGUGGAAGAGGCUGACGUGAGUGCUAACCACCAAUAUAAAUAUCCUCCUCGGUCAGGUAAUUAUUUUGGUACACACUUUAUUAUGGGAGGUGAGCGAUUCGAUACUCCUCAGCCAGAAGCGUAUCUUUUCGGGGAGAAUGCUGAUUUGAACUUCCUGGGAUGCAAACCGACUCCUUUUCCUUAUCCCCCACCGCAAGCAACUGAGCCAACAAAAACGCUGAAAAGUUUAGUCAAUAUACGCAAGGAAUCCGUGCGCUUCGUGAAAGCAUCUGAUUGUAAUGCGAAAAUCCAUGGCGAUGGCACCAAAACCAAUGCCUACAACAUUGAGUUCGUCUUUGAUGCGGAUGCUCGUUGCGCUAUUACGGUUUACUAUUUUUGCAUCGAAGACAUCGGAAGCAUUGGCGUUAGUUAUAUUCCUCGGGAUUCGUCGCUAUCAUCCGAAACAUUCCACUUCAAGCGGGGAGUCAAUCAGGUAUUCUCCGCUCCGUCGCAUGUCUUCAACCCGGCACUGUUUUGCGAGGAUGAUAUGUCAUACAACUCCGAGAAGGACACAUUCCCCGUUGUCAUUCACUGCGUAGUAGAGGAAGGAACCGAGGACUGCCGUCAAAGUCACACCACAAUCUGUGUGGUGGACCACCAUUCAGAUGGAACUUACGCUCUGCGGGCAUUGAAGCAGAAGAUCUUCGUCGACGGUCUAUGUUACUUACUGCAGGAGAUCUAUGGCAUAGAGAACAAGUUGGUCAACAAAUCAAUCGGAGAUGAAGACACCGACGACAAUGGGAGCGAAUGUGUCAUCUGUAUGUGUGACACGCGAGACACACUGAUCCUGCCGUGCCGGCAUUUGUGCUUGUGCAAUUCCUGUGCGGAUUCGUUACGAUAUCAAGCUAACAACUGUCCUAUUUGCCGAGCGCCGUUCCGGGCUUUGCUACAGAUUCGAGCGGUACAGAAAACUACAGCAGGAUCAAAUGUCGUUCCGGUCCAAAGCCCACAGGAUGGUACGGAUAACAUUCCUUCGGGAUACAUCCCAAUAUCGCUUAUUGAAGCCCUCAAUGGUCCAAUUAGUUCAGUAAAGCCUCAGAACACAACCGAUAGCACUACUACGACAGAUGGCAACAAUGAGACUAACUUAACAAGUCAGAGCGCUGACAAACAGGAUAGUGGCAAGAAUACAUCCAAGGAAAUGGACACUAGUGGAUCGCGUGAGAAACUGAACCAAAAUGCCGUAGACUUUCGCAUGUCGGUACUUCUAUCCAAAGAGGACGGAUCAGUAACUUGUGUCACGAAGGAGCUGCUUACUAAGCAUUCGCCGUUGAUGCAGCGGGCUCCUGUUAGCCGAGAUAAAAAUCCCCGCGAGAAGGGAACACUCCGGAUCCAGGCUAACCAACCGAUUGUCAAAGAACCACCGGCUGCUGCUCUCCUCGAUCGGGAAACAGUACUGCUGGUGAACGAAAAAACUCAGCUGCCCAACGUGACCGAAAUCGACGAUGACAGUGAAGCGGAAAAACUGUCACCACUACUGCAGAAGGUGGACAACAACUCAACCCAGGAUAACUGUGAUAAAUACGAGAAAAUGCCCAGCAUCUUGCGAAUGACUCAAGACGAAACGGAAAAUUUAGACUCGCGUAGUCAAAAGUCGGUUGCAGUGCUUGCUGCGGCUGAGGAUUCCGACUACUAUACUCCGGAAGAUCCACAUACCACAAUUCUCAGCCCGCUGAAGGGCGACGAAAAGCUCGACGGGAUGAAGAAGUUAUCUACGCCAUUGACCGUAUUAAAGGAAGCCUCACAAUGUUCCCUACCGGACAGCCCUAUCAGUGGCAAUUCACAUACUUCCACACGCAGCUCCGGUGAUAGCUACUCUUCCAGCUCUAGCACUCGGCAGUUGCUGUCGUCGGUAACGGCCAACGAUACGCCUACCCACGUUACGGUCAAUGUCGACGCUUCGGCGGAAGGACUCGUCAAGCACGAGAUCAAAAUUGGAAACAACAUCAAGAUGGAUUGCAUUGACAGCGACUGAGUUUGCUUUAUCGUAGGAAAACUAAGCUGAAACAAGUGAAACAAAACGCAUUUCUUCACCUCUUAAGGGAGUAAAUUUAAACUAGAACAAAUUGUGUGGUAUCAAAGCUAAAAAUAAAACGUUCGUAGGCCCUUUGUUGCUGCAGGAAUAGCCGAUUAUUCGUAGAAACUGACGUGUACCGGAGUACUGAUUCGAGGAGACCGGAUCCAUCCCGAAACGCAUCAAUUGGUAUCACUGGGAAGUGAGUUUAUCCAAGCAGGAAACAAGCAAAACAGCAAUUUAUGUUUGAAUUUUAACAUUAGGUUUUUAUUAUUGAAAUAUCACUGGAACAUUUAUCAAAUAAAUUCGUUUUAAUCAAAACACUAAA